AUGGGAUACACUGAUCACAACAAGUUUUUAAUGUUUGGUGACUCAAUCACGGAGUAUGCUUUCAAUCAGUUCCCACAAGGAUGUGAACAGCCACAAUAUGCACUUGGUGCAGCGUUGCAGCAAGCUUACGUAAGGAAGCUCCAAGUCGUACAAAGAGGUUUCUCUGGAUAUACUUCUAGGGAUGCUCUGCCAUUGGCUAAAUCUAUUUUGAAAGCUGAGCAUGAUGACGUUCCAGAAUCACAGAAAAUCAAAAUAGCAUACUGUUUCUUCGGUACUAACGAUGCACGUUUGAGAGGCACUUCAGAUUGCAAUGCUGAAUCAAUUCCAUUAGAUCUUUUCCUAGAGAACAUGAAGAAAACAGUCAAUGAAUUUAGAACAAGAAACAUUCCGCUGAUCGUGAUUACUCCAGGCUUGCACGAUAGCAAGCUCUGGGAUAGUACGCACCCAGAGGAUCUUAAAACGGGUGAUUAUAGAACUAACGAAAGAAAUAAGCUAUACCAAGAUAAGCUGAGAGAAGCUAUUCCUGAAAUUCCAAUGGUAAUGCUUUAUGAUGUUAUGGCAGAAUGGAUGAGAACGAAUAGUAAGCUAGGCUGGGAUGACCUAUCAGAGUUACUUUAUGAUGGUAUCCAUCUCUCAGGUGAAGGUUACAGGCUUUUAUUCAACGAAUUGAUGUCAACUAUUAAGAACUAUUAUCCCGAAGUUCACCCGGAUAACCUAGAGUUCAAGUUCCCUGAUUCCAAAACGUUGACUGAGGACACUUUCGCAAAUAUCGAGUAA
Pichia kudriavzevii is the source of this 777-nucleotide messenger RNA. RefSeq lists its product as uncharacterized. NCBI's taxonomy places the organism in Eukaryota, Fungi, Ascomycota, Pichiomycetes, Pichiales, Pichiaceae. The transcript has a single exon. The coding region runs from base 1 to 777 and encodes 258 amino acids. The record is from RefSeq and is a predicted model, not a curated record.